This is a messenger RNA of Pyrus x bretschneideri (Chinese white pear), 1463 nucleotides long. RefSeq names its product 3-dehydrosphinganine reductase TSC10A. The coding region runs from base 72 to 1049 and encodes 325 amino acids. The transcript has 3 exons. Gene Ontology annotation, cellular component: endoplasmic reticulum membrane. Gene Ontology annotation, biological process: sphingolipid biosynthetic process. The record is from RefSeq and is a predicted model, not a curated record. NCBI's taxonomy places the organism in Eukaryota, Viridiplantae, Streptophyta, Magnoliopsida, Rosales, Rosaceae. Gene Ontology annotation, molecular function: 3-dehydrosphinganine reductase activity.
UGAACUGAAUUACACAAGUGACAACACAACACUGGCACUCUCAAGUUACCAACGAUUUCGAAGCUCCGUCGAUGGCGGACCUCUCCUUCCUCGCCCUCCUCCUCCUCCUGCCGCCCGCCCUCCUCUUCGUAGUUCUCUACGUUAUAGUCCGGCCCCGCCCCGUCAAGAUCCCAAUCAAGAACCGCCACGUGUUCAUCACCGGAGGCUCCAGCGGAAUUGGUCUGGCCCUGGCCCACCAGGCCGCCAUCGAGGGCGCCAGAGUCUCCAUCCUCGCGCGCUCCAUCGACAAGCUCGAGGAAGCAAAGAACUACAUCCAGCUCUCCACCGGCAUCGACGUGUCAAUCUUCGCCGCCGACGUCCGCGACUACGGCGCCGUAUCGAAGGCGGUGGAGGAGGCGGGUCCCGUCGACGUGUUGAUCGUGAACCAGGGGGUUUUCGUCCCCGAGGAGCUCGAGAAGCAGGGAUUGGAUGAGGUGAAGUUCAUGGUGGACGUGAAUCUGAUUGGGAGCUUCAACAUGAUCAAAGCCGCUCUCCCCGAAAUGAAGAAGGGAGAAGACCGUGGGCCGCGCUCGAUCGCUCUGAUGUCAUCCCAGGCCGGCCAAGUCGGAAUCUACGGCUACACGGCCUACUCCGCCAGCAAGUUCGGGCUCCGUGGCUUGGCCGAGGCUCUGCAGCAAGAGGUGAUUUCUCACGACAUUCACGUUUCUCUCGUAUUCCCGCCGGACACAGACACCCCUGGCUUCGCUGAAGAGACCAAGAGGCGGCCGCCGCUGACUGGCAUUAUAGCGGAGUCGUCUGGGGCGAUGAAAGCCGAAGAUGUUGCGAAGAGGGCUUUGGAUGGGAUUAAGUCUGCUUCUUUUAUUGUGCCUUGCAACUUUGAAGGGUUAUUGUUGUCCAUUGCCACUGCUGGGUUGUCUCCUCAGAGGUCGUUUGUUAUGGCAUUUUUCGAGGUGGUUGCAGCUGGUUUGGUUCGUCUCAUUGCUCUGUGUUUUCAGUGGAAUUGGUAUACUAGCAUACAGAAGUGGCAAGCACAGAACAAGAGGACCUGAGAUUCGCGGUGCUUUGUAUUGCACUUAGACUGCAGUUGUCUGUUGUGGGUUACUUUGGUUCUUCAAGUCUCUGACCUCAUCCAAGGUGGAGUUUACCUGUUGAAUUAACGGCAUUGCUACUUGAGGAAAACUUUUCGGUCACCAGUCUCCUUAUUCCUAAAUUGACACUGUUGGUUUUCCAGGCAUUCAGUAUCGUCUAUAUUCAUUCCCGAUUAUGAUAGAUCCGUUUGUUAGGAAAUUAAAACAAGUCUUGAGAUUUCUUUUGAUACCCUUUGAAUUUUGUUUCUAGUCGAUUUAUUUCGUUGUUCAUAUAGACUACUUCAGAACGGAUGUAAGAACGGUUGAUGAAAGAGUUUUUGAAAAAUGCGUUGUCUGUCAUUCCCCGCCAAAAAUUCAGUAAUAUGUUCAGAUGAA